Molecule: messenger RNA, 360 nt
Organism: Protopolystoma xenopodis
Lineage: Eukaryota; Metazoa; Platyhelminthes; Monogenea; Polystomatidea; Polystomatidae
Source: the annotation of a GenBank genome assembly
AUGCUGCCACGGAAGGCGGGCACGGAGGAUGACAGUGAGAAGCACAGCUGGGUCUCCAUAAGGCAUAUAAGUUGGCGGGAUGAUGUAAGUGCUCCAGUUGUUCUGCUACUUUGUCGCUUCUUCAUCAUUCCAAAGCAUUACAUGCGCCGUCUGGUCUCCUACGCCCAGGGCGAAUGGCGCACAUUUUCGUUAUUUUCUUACUGCUUUGUGCCGGAACGACGAGCACCCAACCGAGACAUGUUUUUUGUGCUUGCUCUCUGUACGCUUCGAGUUGUGCAAUCGCCGGAGACUGGAAACUGUGACUUGUAUUUUGUGCGAAGCCGUCUGAGACGAAGAGGUGUGCAGGUCACGGUUGCCUGA